UGAAUCGGAGACCGUCGUCGCGUGUCACCGCCUCAAGCUGCUCCUUCGCUUGUAACGGAAGGAGGGGCCCAGCUCUGAUGUCUCCUUCUUAACAGUUAGCGUGACCCAGGUACCCGAUCUGGCAGUCGGUUGGAGGUAUCGGCAUGUGGAUUUGUGUUUUCUCUGAGUGCAGUGUUAAGAGACAACAAAGGCCAUCUAAGACAUCAGGAUAACAUUCACAUAUAUAAUCCAGGGCCAGGAGGAAGCAUUGCAGCAGGCGGCGGGAGACAUACGCAGUAUUUUUUUUCCUGGCCAGACUUUCACUGGCGUCGGGACGAGCUGCUGUCGUCUGGUCAGACUGUCACGUCGCGCUGAGUCAUGGAUUAUCUUGAUCGGGUAGACCAAAGAGCGGGUGGGCGUGUGACUUGCUGAGCUAAGAGAAGGCGCGACGGCUGAUCGUGGAAAAGCUGCCUGCUUCCCAGGUAGGCGAGCCCGAUCACCGUGACGUCAUUCACCUGGCCCCGUGUAGUUAAAAAAAAAAAAAAAAAGCGUUGGGCAAAUAGAGAAGCUUGCACCUCGUAGUCUGAAGGAAAAGCGACACGUUGGCAGUGUUGGAUUAGACGAAACCAUACGACAAGACGCGCAAAACUGUGUUCGCAAUCCGUCUGCGUGCGCACGUGGCCUGCUUUUGCAUCGGGCAGGCGUACGUACGCUUGUGUGACGUUUGUGUCCAGGGGAGUGAAUUAUCAAAAUAACCGAUCCCCUGGCUCACCACACGUCGGGAAUGAUGUGUACGGCGGUGACACAUACUGGCGCAGUUUGAGAGCGACUGCUGCUGUGUUGGCAUCUUUAUGAAAGGCCACCCGCCAAGUCACCCUGUCUCCUAAGAGUGUAACAUUUGAACCUUUAUCGGAAGUCAUUUGUGGAUCGAUAGCUGACUUAAUUGUCCCAGUAAUUACAAACAUUUUGGUCGUAUGACGUGUACAACGGACAGAAAAAUAACGAAACAUAUGAGUACAGGUGAAGUCUAAUGACUGAUGUCUUUCGGCAACUUUUAAUUUUUAUAUUGACCUGAUCGAUUUGCUGAUUUGACAGCUCACUGCAAGACCCUUAUUACAAUUACUAGUACUCUAAGGACAAUGGUAAAAUCAGUUUUAGUGAAAAUGGAGUUCUUUACCACUAUUUGUUCAACAACGCCUGACAGCACCAUGCAGCUAUGAUCUUAUAGCCUCAGGUAAAAAGUUAAGAGAUUGUGUAUCACCAGAAAGUGAAGGUUUGAGUGUAGAAUGUCGGACAUUAACAGAAGCAAAGAAAGUGAAAGCUCGGACCAUAGACCUGUUGACCUUUCUAACCUGAUUACCUCAGCCAACCACAAGCAGUACCUUCAGCUUGUGCCCACAACUUCAUUGUCAGAUGAGGAUGAACAGCCUUCAGAGGAACACUUGUAUGACAAUGCGUCAUCUCCUUCCUCACCCUCGUACCAGGACAAGGCAGCAGCUGGGGACUCUGCUGAGCGAGAGCUCCAAAUCAGGGAAUGGCAAGAUGAGCUAGAGAAGGUGGAAGGGGAGAUAAAUAUGCUGCGCCAGGUGCUGGGGAGCAAAGUAAGACGAGCAACAGAGUUGAAACGCAAUUUGGGAAUUACACCAUUUAAAGAAUUUAAACAGGAUCUGCAGUCAGGAAUUCAGCAAAUCAAGGACUCCAGCACGUACCAAAAGACCAAUGAGACCCUUCAUGAGUGGAAUGAAAAACUCACUCACACUUCGGCCUUCCAGAAGACCAGUGCAGUUGUGAAAACUGCAUCAGAAAAAACUUCAUCUGCUCUCUCCACUGUUGGUGCAGUUGUCAGCAAGAAGAUUGGUGAUAUCAAGAAUUCCCAAACAUUCAAGUCCAUGGAAGAGCGUGUAGAGACUGCAUAUGCAAGUGUGAAGACCUCACGAUCAAUAGAAAGUUUGAAGGAUAGACUGCAGUCCAAAGUGACAGGUAGCAAGUCAAUCGAUGACAUUGAUGCAGCCUUCGAAGAUGCUGCAGAAAGCCCCAGUAGUGAAGCAGGUACUCCUGAUGAUAAGGCAGACCCCAGCAGCAUCCCUCCAAAAGACAAUGUCCCACUGUGAAGGGCAUCAAGCUAACAUACUGGCAUAGACUGGACCAAAAUGUCAAGCUUCCUACAAGGCCUAUGAGACUUGAAACAAUAUGGGAUUGUGCACUUCAGAGAUAUAUAUAUAUAAUUUUCUCCUUGUUUCUCCUGUGUGACAAUGUAAGAGGUUGUAUGGGAGGCUAAGCCAUGCACAGAAUUAUUUGUAAUCUGUGAUUUGCUUUGUGUACAUUUCCACUGUGUAGAAUAGGAUUUUAUGCUUCCACCUACAUGCAUGCCCUCCCUGUUGCUUAAGUCUACUUGUAUUAAUACAUACCUGCUGGUUUGUGUACUCCUUCCCCUCAAAUCUGCUUGCUCCAAGAUUGGAAAGGCAGGAUGUGAGAGACAUGACACCUUCAGCAAUGUUUUGCUUAUUACAGACACUUCAGACCAGCAUUGUGCAAUUAAACUUUGUCUUUAAAAUAUCUAUAAAGUGUGGGCAACUGGUUCAGUGCAAAGGAAAGGUCACGUGUGCAAUUUCAGCUAGUCAGUAAGUGGUACUAAGAAAGCUUUGUAUUCAAUUCUAAUAGUUGCUGUGAUUUGCCGUUGUGGGCACCUGAUGUAAUGACAGACCUUUAAAGAGAUUUGACUGUGGUUAAAAAAAAAAAUCAUAGUCAUAACAUCUGGGCAUUAUUUAGCUUGUUGAAUCCAAUGCUUAAUAUAGAACCAAAAUUACAUGGCUGUCUUGCAUUCUUGCUUGUGUGAAACAACUAUUUUAUAAUAGCAGUAGUUUUCUCGAGACAAAAAGUCUCAUAAAUUGAAAGUCUUUUCAAAACAAGACUGAAGGUGUAAAUGCUUCUUAUGUAACUGGACAGCAUGUAACAGGUGUGUAACCUGGUGCAGAUGAGUUAAAGACUGGUUAGGAUGGGAAAGAAUGGUUUUAACUGAGGGAAGGUGAGGAACAUGCUGCUGGAUGCUCUGGUUCCAUUUUAUCAGCCUCAACAAGCAUUGUCACGUCCCUCUCCAUCCUUUUGUGCUGGUAAAAGUAAGGCCUUUGAGCUAGCAGUGGUAAUUCCUGAGAUGCAAGAAGGGUGUCAGUUAUUUCCUUGCAAAUAAUGAAACUUAAGCAAACUUGCAAGUUACACAGUACUCAUGCCAAGGUUAUUUGAAGCACCUUUUAGUUGAUACAACUUCAGAAAAUGUGCUUUGAGUAACUUUUGUGCACCAAGAAUUGAUAGCAAAAUCUAAUUAAACAAAACUAUCAAUUAACAUAAGUUGGAACUAAGAAACCCAAUGAUGUAAAAUGCCAUAAAGAAGGGUUCUCACAUUGCUUGCUAUGCACGAAGGCCCUCCACACUUUUAGCAUGGCUUGCAAGGAUAGAUGGUGGUUCUAUAUUUUGCAAGGUAUGACCUACAUUGCUGUAGCCAAUCACAAUUCUCAGAGAACCUCAAAAUUGUAGCCUGAAAAUGCAGUCUGGAAGAAUCUUACCCAUGUUUACAACCAAGCCCUCACCCCAUGUUCUUUUUUUUUUCUUUGUGCUUCAAGUAAUGGCUAAGUCAGUGGUGACUGAAAGUAUCAUUAAUGUCUGCUAUAUUGCUAACUACCCAUCACCUUGCAAGCCAAUUUCCUUGCUGUAUGAGAACUAUUGCAAGUGAAAUCUUGUUUGCAUGUACGGAC
Pomacea canaliculata is the source of this 3728-nucleotide messenger RNA. Its product is annotated as tumor protein D54-like. The record is from RefSeq and is a predicted model, not a curated record. Gene Ontology annotation, cellular component: cytoplasm. Lineage: Eukaryota; Metazoa; Mollusca; Gastropoda; Architaenioglossa; Ampullariidae. The transcript has 8 exons. The coding region runs from base 1266 to 2090 and encodes 274 amino acids.